Messenger RNA from Cylicostephanus goldi, 785 nucleotides. The record is from the annotation of a GenBank genome assembly. Lineage: Eukaryota; Metazoa; Nematoda; Chromadorea; Rhabditida; Strongylidae.
UUGGAUUUUAGACGAAAAAGCAACAAUAGUCCGUUGGACCGUGAUAAUUCAUCAAAUUUCUCGUUCAGCAAAAACUUAUUUCUUCCCUCCCUUUCCCCACCCCCUCCUCCAACUUUUCUUGUUGGCGCAUCAAUAUUCGUCUCAACAUUCUCCCUAUCGGCAAUAGCGAUUGACAGAUACAACCUCGUCGUUCGACCGCAUAAACAUCCUCUAAACUCUCGCGGUGCUUCUGUUGUCGCUUUGUUACUUUGGAUCAUAUCAGCCCUGGUUUGUAUGCCUUAUGGUUGGUAUAUGGACGUAGUGCAAAUAAACGGACUCUGUGGCGAGUUCUGCACGGAACGUUGGCCACUGCCAGAAGUUCGCAAGGGCUAUGGUUUAAUGGUUUUGGUGAUGCAGUUUAUACUUCCGUUCGCAACUAUGGCCGUGUGCUAUUAUACCAUAUUCGCACGGUUGAGAGAAAGCUAUGAGGAGAAGCAGCGUCUGAACGUCCUAGCUUCACAACGUAGGACAACAACUAUUUUGGCGUCCAUGGUAUGUUUGGUAGAUUUUGAAUCUUGGGUUUGGGGCAAGAAAAACCGAAUGCAAAAAUCAUUAACUAAACAAAAUCAGCUCUUCUUUUUCUUAUUUUGCGAAAUAACAGGACAGAUUAAUAACGUCCUUCUAUUUGGCUUCACAUGGCUUCCACAUAAUGUUUACACUCUAAUCAUCGAGUACGAUGAAGCAAUCUUUCACGAUGGCGAAAGCGAUAACACCUACAUCGUUUCAAUGAUAGCCCAUCUGUAAGU